AUGGCUGUGUAUAUCCGGAAGCUUUCCUUGAAGAUUCCUCCACCAUCUGAAAAAGACUGGCUAAGGGAAGAUGAGGACAAUUUCUUUCUGCAGGAUCCCGAUCGAAAGCAGGAUGCGUUGCCUCAGCCCUUCAGGAUGGUCAACAAACUGGUGAUGCUGGUUUUCGAGAAUGCUAUGGAAAUCAUUGAAAGAAAGGAGAUGCUCCGAGAAGCAGAAAAACUGAAGGUCCAGCCCACAAAAUGCUUCCCUACAGCUGAAUUUCAGGUAACAGGAAGAGCCAAUUGUCUUGCAGUGUCUGGAAAAUACGUCUUUGUUGGUCUGUCUGUGGGUCUGGCUGCCUUCAAUGUGUCUGACUGUAAGGAGGUCGGUGCUUGGGAUGAAGUCAAGACAGAGAUUUGUGCCAUCCAUGCAUCAGAUUUGGGGAAUGAGCGCCAUGUCCUGCUUGCUGUGGAUGAAAUGGGGCUUGUCUGGCUCUUCUGCUUUCACAAGGAAAGCUUUCUACUCAUUAAAAUCCUAAAUGAAGUGGAGGAUAUCAGCAAGCGAAGUACUUGCGUGGAGGUAGUUCUCUCCCAGGGAGGUGAUUACGCCGGUGUCCUGCUGCAAGACAGCACAAAAACUUGGCUGGAGAUCUACCAAUUGCCUAAGGAUUCCUGGCUGAAGGAGAUGGAAAAGAGCUUGGGAGCCUCAGCAGAGCUGGCUUACAGGGAGAGGACAUCAAGCUGGACAUCUGUGAACAGUCUGGACCUGCGUGAAGAUGGUUCUGCAGCGAUUGUAACUCGCCUCAACAAAAGUCCUGAGCUGUUACAGGGAAUUUCAAAAGAGUCUACUGUAUCUGUGAACAAAGGUGAUGCCAAGCUGAGUCUCCCAGUGCUGCUGCUGAAAGUGAAGCCACCCAAACCCGUUACAGGCAGUAGUUUUAAAAGCCCUUUGGAUGCCUUGAAGAAAGUAAAUGAUGGCAGUAUGCUUGGCUUGGGGUUCAAUCACCUAAUCAAGGACUCCCAGUGGGAGCAGCAGGAAGCAAUCUUUCGGAGCACUUAUUGGGAGUAUCUGGAGGCUGAGAGUGAGAGACAGAGCAAGGAGGAAAUCCCCAGACAUGCUACUUUUCAUUUUCUCCUGCCUAGCCCGAUACUACAGGUGGGACCUGAAGUGAAAGUACAGCCAGAUGUUCCAGCUGGCAUCAGUGUGCACUGGGAUGGAAGCCACAAUCUCUGCUUGUACUUACUUAACUGUCCGCUCAAAGAGAAAGUGGACUCUGAUCCAAAACCUGAUAUUGUGUGGCCAUGUGCAGCUCCAAUUGCAUGCUCGGCUGUCAGUUCCUGCUCCAGAUACGUAGCACUGGCAUGUGAAGAUGCAACAAUAACCAUUUGGGAUAAACAUCUAGGAUACCCACUGUCUGUGACUGCGAUUCUAGAGGAACGUGUCAUCUGUAGUAUCCACUUCCUGCAGAGUUCUGCAGCUGCAAGCAGUGAGACACCUCGUUCUGGUACAGACCCUGCCUUUCCCAUCGUGCAGCUUUUAGUGCUCUGUACAGACAGCUCUUUCUAUUUGGUGAAAGCACCCACGGCCGGGAAGUCCAGCAUCACCCUCCUUGCAGACAGGCCUGAAGAUCCAAAUCUUGCUGUCAGUGCGGCGGUGCCUGUCCUGGCAUUCCCCAGUGCAGCCCUCUUCUUCUCCUGGGAUGGCACAGUGUCCCUGAUGAACACUGCCACAUCACAGAUUGUUUACUGCUUCUGUGUUCCACCUUCUCAUGCGGUAGCAUGCCCUUGGCAGCCAGUGUUCGUAGUGGAUAGCGUGAAUUGGUGCUUACUGCUUCGAGGAGAUGAGCAGCAGCAGGCAGAUGCGUUAGCACAGAGCACAGCUGGUUGCAGCACCGUCUUCCUUUUUGACUUCCGCUCCUACCCACUGAAGGAAGCUUUCCCAAAGGAACCAGAUUUACCUUUCAAAUCCUUGCAGAACCUUACAUUGGCUGAGAGAUGUAACAUUUUCUUAUGUGAUAGGCAGCAGAGUCUGCUGGGACUUGAGGAGCAGUUGCCUGAGUACUGGAGUCAGCUGCAGGCACAAGCAGCUGCCAUGGACAAGGAGAGACAGAAGGUGAAGGGACAGAAGAAGCCCUAGUCAGCCUUGCAUCCUGAGGGGAUGACUCUGCGCUAUCACAGUCCUGCAGACCCAUGAUCCAGCACUGAUAUUUUGACAGCAACUCUAUUAAAAUCUAUCCUAGUGCUUUCCAGCUUGGGGCAAUUUGUUAUCUGAAACAGCUACUGGCCUGCCGCUGCUCCGUCACAAGGAUCCGUGCCCUGCCUUUCUCCUUACCUAACCCUCUGCCUGUUCCAGCAGGGCUCAGCCCCUCUUCAUCAGAGACAAACACUACUGAUGGAAGACUCUUGAGGUAGGAAAGGCCUCUCACUGAGUUGGCAGGCCCAGCACCCUUGUGGUUCAUCUAAGGAUUUGUGCUGGAUCUCUGAGUCCUCCUGGAGACCUGGAUCAUCAGAGCUGUACGGUACGUUACAAUGUCCCUCCUUAA
Molecule: messenger RNA, 2521 nt
Organism: Cuculus canorus (common cuckoo)
Lineage: Eukaryota; Metazoa; Chordata; Aves; Cuculiformes; Cuculidae
Gene: WDR93
Product: WD repeat domain 93
Exons: 16
Coding region: 1-2115 (704 amino acids)
Biological process (GO): electron transport chain
Molecular function (GO): protein binding
Source: RefSeq, a predicted model, not a curated record